This is a messenger RNA of Amborella trichopoda, 955 nucleotides long. The record is from RefSeq and is a predicted model, not a curated record. Lineage: Eukaryota; Viridiplantae; Streptophyta; Magnoliopsida; Amborellales; Amborellaceae.
UCUCUCUUUUUUCUUCUUUUUUUGUGUCUUUUUUUAAUCCGUCUAUCCAUAUUAUCCAACUUUAUAAACCGGUAAUAAGCUUCAAAAAAAAAAAAAAAAAAAAAGAAAAGAAAGCUAUUGAACAACUGCCCUAUCACUAAACCUAGAGAGAGAGAGAGAUGACAUUACUAUGAAAGAUAAGGGUCUUUUAGGAAAAUUGGAUAGCACAAUGUGUGUUUGAAAGAUGCUUUGGAAAACCUGUUGGCUUGUGAUAAACCAUGGGCUUUUGCCCAAAAAGUACCAAAGUCAAGACCUACGACUUGUUUAUCCUCGACGCGCUGCUCCAAAUAUAACCGAAACUUGAUUGUAGGAAGGUCCCUAUCUUCAUCUCUUUAUAUAAAAGGAGAGAGAUAUUAACUAAAUCAUAUAUUGAGAGAAAGAAGUACAUUUUCACUAACGAAUUUAAAAGAAAGGAAAUUGUUGGAUUGUCAGAAAUGGGAAGGUGGAUUAAGCCUGAGGUGUACCCUCUGAUGGCCGCCAUGGGCUUUGUCACGAGUUUGUGCAUCUUUCAGCUCACCCGGAACCUACUCCUCAACCCGGACGUUAGAAUCAACAAAGCUCAUCGCACUUCGGCUGUCCUUGACAAUGAAGAAGAAGGCCAAAAAUACGCUGAACAUAGCCUCCGCAACUUCCUCCGAACCCGCCCACCUGAAAUCAUGCCAGCCAUUAACAAAAUCUUCUCUGAAAGCAAGAAUUAAUCCAAAUGUAUAUCCUCUUACAGAUGAACCCCAGAGAGAGAGAGAGAGAGAGAGAGAGAGAGAGAUUUUACUUCUGAUUCUUCAGCAUGUAAUAGAUACUUGAUUUGAGAAAAAGAACAUAUUAAUUUCAUGGAAUGUAUUGCACCAGCAAUUGAAAAUUCGUUAAUUCCUGUGAUUUUUUCCUCAAAUAAAGCAGGCCUUCUCCUUACAUGUAAACA